Bacidia gigantensis is the source of this 2319-nucleotide messenger RNA. RefSeq lists its product as uncharacterized. The record is from RefSeq and is a predicted model, not a curated record. Gene Ontology annotation, cellular component: endoplasmic reticulum. The transcript has a single exon. Gene Ontology annotation, molecular function: protein disulfide isomerase activity. NCBI's taxonomy places the organism in Eukaryota, Fungi, Ascomycota, Lecanoromycetes, Lecanorales, Ramalinaceae. The coding region runs from base 1 to 2319 and encodes 772 amino acids.
AUGCAGCGGCCUUUAGCUGCCCUUGUUCUGCUCAUAUCUCUCCUCCUCUCCUCCGCAACCGCCGCCGCUGUGGUCGAUAAGCAACAACAGCUAAAUACAGUCGAGGACGCCCUAUCAGAGCCGAAGGCUGAAACGCCAAAAGCAGAUGGAGCACAGGCCGGUGCAACGAACAGCGAGGCUGUCUCAAGCACGAGUACAAAAUUCAAUGGCAUGGAGGUGCCGCCAAUGAAAGAGCUGACAGGGGAAAAUGCGGAAUCGGACAUAAAGAACGGUUACUGGUUUAUAAAGCACUAUUCGCCAUAUUGUGGUCAUUGCAAAGAUAUAGCGCCGACCUGGCAGACCCUCUAUGAGUUCUACUACACGUCCAAACCCGUGCCUGGGAAGAAAAGCGAUAAAGAUUCAAUGAACUCCUUCACACGAUACUACGACUUUCAUUUCGCUUCUCUCGACUGUAUAGCUUAUGGCGAUGCUUGUGCAGCUCACGAGGUCAACGCAUUUCCUACUUUCUCCGUGUACAAAGACGGCGCGCUUCUGAAGAAGUUUGACGAACAUAAGGAUAUGGAGAAGCUGAGCAGCUUUGUGGAAGGGAUGUUGGAGACGAUACGGCCUGGUUCGCGACCGAAGGAUGGAGUCAAGGUGCCUGAGCCAGGUGCAACAUCCAGCGAAGGGCAAAAGCUGGAGACAGCCGCAAAGCCAGAGAAGUCUUCGGAAAAGCCUACAGACAAAGCUACAGAAAAAGACUCGGAAAAAGCAAAGACCAAAGAGGUAGAUACCGCAGAGGCGUCAGCACCUACCGAGACACAGAAAGCACCAUCCAAGGUCAAAGGCCUACCUAAGAAGAAAAAGCCAUCUGGUCCCGCAAACCCAGUCGGUACGUCAAUAGCGCUGACGCAGGAGAGCUUUCAGAAGCUAGUCACAAACACCCAGGACCCUUGGUUCGUCAAGUUCUACGCGCCCUGGUGCCACCAUUGCCAAGCACUGGCGCCUUCAUGGCUGCAGAUGGCGAAGGAACUACAGGGUAAACUGAACGUGGGAGAGGUGAAUUGCGACCAAGAAGUCAGAUUAUGUAAGGAUGUACGUGUAAAGGCUUACCCUACCAUCCACUUUUUCCGCGGCGGUGAAAGGGUUGAGUAUGAUGGCCUACGAGGGUUAGGCGACCUGGUCAGCUACGCUAAAAAAGCGCUAGACGUCGGAGCUGGAGUGCAGAACGUGGAUGAAGCGGCAUUUAAGAAAAUGGAAGAAACCGAAGAGGUCAUCUUCGUCUAUUUCUAUGAUCAUGCCACGUCCACCGAAGACUUUGAAGCCCUGGAAAGGCUUACACUCAGCCUCGUUGGCCAUGCGAAAUUAGUGAAGACGAAUGACUCGGCCUUGUCGGAGCGCUUUAAGAUCUCUACUUGGCCUAGGUUACUUGUAUCACGAGAUGGGAGGGCGAAAGUGUACGAGGCACUUGCGCCAAGGGAUAUGCGGGACUUCCGACAAGUGCUUAGUUGGAUGCAAAAGGUUUGGCUACCGAUAGUGCCGGAGCUGACGGCAAGCAACUCACGCGAUAUUAUGCGGGGCAAGUAUGUAGUCCUUGGAAUACUAUCCCGAGAAAAGGCUGGCGACUUCGAGCUCAACAAGAGAGAAAUGAAGAAUGCUGCUUUAGAGUGGAUGGAGAAACAAACGCAUGCGUUUGAGCUGGAGCGACAGGAGCUGAGGGAUGCCAAGCAGCUCAGAUUGGAGGAGGCUGAAGACCGAAAUGAUGAGCAUGCGAAGCGAAAGGCGAAAGGCAUUCAUAUAGACUUGAGGGAGGACGAUCAAAAGCAAGUAGGAUUUGCUUGGGUGGACGGUAUCUUCUGGGAGCGAUGGAUCCGGACGACGUAUGGGUUUAAUGUGAAGGAUGGUGAGAGAGUGAUUAUUAACGAUGAAGAUGUAGGUUUUCUUUGUCUUUUGUGUGAUGCCUCAUUGACAAGCUUUUUGCAGAAUCGACGAUUUUGGGAUACGACCAUUUCAGGUGCUCCCAUCACACCUUCACGCACAUCCAUUCUUGAGACCUUACCCAAGGUCAUAUCCUCGCCGCCCAAAAUAUCAAGCAAGUCAAGUACGGGCAUGGUGCAAAGACUCUUCUUCGGCCUCUCCGGGCUGCUGACGGGACAUCCGUACUUGAGUGCGAUCUUGCUUACUGCAGCAGCCGUAGUCGGGUGGACGCAAUUUGGAAACAACAAGCGAGGACGGAGGAGAGGGAUAAGUCUUGGAGGAGGUUUGCCAGGUGGGCUGGGCAGCGGAUUCCUAGGCGUUGAUGAGAAAGAGAGGACGUUGGCUAAUGGGAAAGGUGAUUGA